AAGUUAUCUUGUUCCCCCACUCCCAAGGAUUAUAUUGCCUAUAAAUUCCUAGAGUUGAUGCACAACUUGUCAUCUCAUGUUCAUAAUUGUUUUCACAACAUCGAAGACAUGGAUUUUAAAAAAAAAAUCUAUUCUUACAUGGCCAGCUUUAUAGUAAUGUUUUUUGCUUGCCAAGACAAAUACUUCACUGCAGCGUCAACCUCUUUAAGUCUCGUCACUGACAAAGAGGCCCUGAUUUCAUUCAAGUCUCAGAUAAAUAUGGAAUCUCCUCAUCCUCUGUCAAGGUGGGACAUAGACUCGUCCCCUUGUAAUUGGACAGGGGUUGUCUGCGAUGAACAUCUCCAACGGGUCACUGGGCUUGAUCUUUCUGGCCUUGGACUUGAAGGUACUAUAAGCCCUCAUAUUGGCAACCUCUCUUUAAUUGCAUCAAUUCGACUGCAGAAUAAUCGACUGACAGGAAUACUUCCUAACGAACUCAGCAAUCUCAUUCAUCUUAGAGUUCUGAACAUGAGCUUCAAUAGCAUUGAAGGGAUCAUACCACCUAACAUAAGCCAGUUCAGGAAUCUCAGGACCCUUGAUUUGAUGCAAAAUGAGAUUUCAGGAACAAUUCCUCCUGAGAUUAGCCAACUCCAACAACUCCAAGUUUUGAACUUGGGAGGAAACCGUAUCUCAGGCAUCAUCCCGCCCUCCAUAUCCAACAUUUCUUCCCUCAUUACUUUAAAUCUUGGCACCAACAUCUUAGGUGGUCCUAUUCCGAGUGACUUGGCUAAACUUAGAAGACUGAAACAUCUUGACUUGACUAUCAACAAUCUCACUGCUUUAGUCCCUCCGCCUAUCUACAACAUGUCCUCGCUAGUAUCAUUGGCACUAGCUUCCAACACACUGUGGGGUGACUUACCUAGUGAUAUAGGAUUAACGCUCCCAAAUCUUCGCCUCUUCAAUUUUUGUUUUAACAAGUUCACUGGCACAAUUCCAGGGUCAUUGCAUAACCUCACAAAAAUUCAGGUCAUUCGCAUGGCACAUAACCAUUUACAUGGACAUGUACCACCAGGGCUGGGAAACCUACCAGAACUGCUCAUGUAUAACAUUGGGUUCAAUAGAAUUGUAAGUUCAGGUGAUGAUGGCCUCAAUUUUCUUCAAUCCUUGACAAAUAGCACCAAAUUGAUUUUUCUGGCUAUUGACUUCAAUCUUCUAGAGGGUGUUAUUCCUGAGUCUAUUGGCAAUCUUUCCAAGUCUCUGUCAAAGUUGUACAUGGCUGGAAAUCCUAUUUAUGGCAGCAUUCCUUCUUCUAUCGGUCAACUAAGUGGCUUAACCUUGCUUAACAUAAGUUACACUUCAGUUUCUGGUAAAAUACCACCAGAAAUAGGCCAGCUGAAGGAACUGCAGUUGUUGGCAUUGGCUGGAAAUCAAUUUUCCGGAACUAUACCAUACACUUUAGGUAAUCUCAAAGCACUUAUUAAGAUCGACCUGUCAGAAAAUGAGCUUAUAGGAAGUAUACCAGAUAUUUUCAACAACUUCCAAAAUUUGCUUUCCAUGGAUUUGUCAAAGAAUAAGCUCAACGGAAGCAUACCAAAGCAAGUCCUCAAUCUCCCCAGCUUAAGUGCUUUUCUUAACCUUUCUCAUAACCUUUUGUCUGGUCCUUUGCCUGAAGAAGUUGAUUCUCUAGAAAGUGUGGUCACAAUUAAUCUCUCUUACAAUCGUCUUUCUAGUCAAAUCCCAACCUCAAUCAGUAAGUGUAAGAGCUUAGAGCAAUUAUUACUUUCCCACAACAUGUUUUCAGGACAAAUACCAAGUACUCUAGGAUUAGUGAAAGGUAUAGAAACUCUUGACCUCUCCUCAAACCAACUAUCUGGUCAAAUACCAUUUGAUCUGCAGAAAAUGCAAGCGUUACAACUGCUGAAUCUCUCUUUCAAUAACUUGGAUGGAGAAGUUCCAAUGAAUGGGGUCUUUGCGAAUUACUCGAGAGUUCACUUGGAAGGAAAUAAAGAGCUCUGCUUUCAGUACUUGGCAUGUAAGCAUACCAGCACAUCUCAUAGAAGAAGAUUGUUCAUCAUCUUUAUCAUGGUCGCUGUGAUCGCAAUCGUUGCGAUGCUUCUGGUAAUUGGGUUUGUCCUAUACAUAAAAAAGAAACAUACAAAAGUACCGAACAUCCCUUCUAAACCCUUCAGCUGGGAGCAUCAAAUGAUCUCUUAUGGUGAGCUUCGUCUAGCAACAACAAAUUUCAGCGAAGAAAAUCGAAUUGGUGUUGGGAGUUUUGGACGUGUUUACACAGGGUACAUAAAAGAAGGGAUAACUGUUGCAGUUAAGGUCAUUGACACUGGAAUAAGAGGAUCUUGGAAGAGCUUCGUGACCGAAUGUGCAGCUUUGAGGCAUCUGAGGCAUAGGAAUCUAGUAAAGCUUAUUAAUAUUUGCUCAAGCUUCGAUUUCCAGAAUAAGGAAUUUCUGGCCCUAAUUUAUGAAUUCAUGAGCAAUGGGAGUUUACAUGACUGGAUCACUGGGAAAAGGACAUCUUCAAAUGGAGAGGGCUUGGAUAUUUUCCAACGACUUAACAUUGCCAUUGAUAUUGCACACGCAAUAUGUUAUUUGCACCACGAAUGUGAGAUCCCAGUUGUGCAUUGUGAUUUGAAGCCUGACAACAUUCUUUUAGAUGAUGACAUGACUGCAAAAGUUAGUGACUUUGGUAUUGCAAAAUUGAUGAUGGAAGCAAAAGGCGAUACUAUAACAUCCAUCAGCUCCUCACAUGCACUUAAAGGUUCCAUAGGCUACAUACCUCCAGAAUAUGGGCUGGGAGAGAAGGUUACUAUUGCUGGAGAUGUCUACAGUUACGGAAUUCUUCUACUAGAACUCUUUACAGGAAAGAGCCCACUUGAUGAGAGACUCAAAGAAGGGUUAAACUUAAAGAAUUGGGUGGAAAUAUCUUUUCCUGGCAAAAUAGAAGACGUGUUGGACGGAAAGCUUCUCUCCCGCAUGAAACAUGUUGGCCAUGAACAUCAAUUUGUUGACACAGAAAUUCAACUUGACAGUUCGAUCACUGUUAUUGGGGUUGCCCUUUCUUGUGCUGUUGAAUCUCCAAGCGAACGCAUAACCAUAAAGGAAGCUCUUCACAAAUUGAAAAGUGUGAAAGAAAUUCUUCACAAGUCCUCUUUUUGAACUAUAGGCACAAUAUUAUAGUAAUUCUUUUUUAGCUAUAGCUUACUAAAGUAUAAUGUGUAAAUUUUACUUUGGAUGCUACUAAGGUAUUUGUACUGUAAUGUAGUAAAAAACCGUGAGCUAUGUGCACGC
Messenger RNA from Capsicum annuum, 3282 nucleotides. RefSeq names its product putative receptor-like protein kinase At3g47110. NCBI's taxonomy places the organism in Eukaryota, Viridiplantae, Streptophyta, Magnoliopsida, Solanales, Solanaceae. The coding region runs from base 58 to 3150 and encodes 1030 amino acids. The transcript has 2 exons. Gene Ontology annotation, molecular function: protein binding; protein kinase activity; ATP binding. The record is from RefSeq and is a predicted model, not a curated record. Gene Ontology annotation, biological process: protein phosphorylation; hormone-mediated signaling pathway. Gene Ontology annotation, cellular component: plasma membrane.